Molecule: messenger RNA, 2187 nt
Organism: Trichoderma breve
Lineage: Eukaryota; Fungi; Ascomycota; Sordariomycetes; Hypocreales; Hypocreaceae
Product: SET domain-containing protein
Exons: 4
Coding region: 1-2187 (728 amino acids)
Biological process (GO): regulation of DNA-templated transcription
Cellular component (GO): nucleus; chromatin
Molecular function (GO): histone H3K36 methyltransferase activity; protein binding
Source: RefSeq, a predicted model, not a curated record
AUGCUGUCCCUGUUUGCUGCCAUCGAAAGCGGCGACUCGAUCUCCGCCUCGACCGACGACUCGUCCAACCUCGCGUCGUCGAGCUCGACUCCCCCCACGACCGUCACCGAUAGCGACAGUCUACACUCGGACGCCUCGAAACACGAUGUCAUCACCGUGAUUGACGACUCGACCGUCGUCGCGGUCGCUCCGGCUCUGCCCGCGUCCGACGUGCCAUCGCCGCGCCGGCCUCAGAGGGCACGAGCAAGCCUGCCCGUCUACAACCUGGCCAAACUCAGCGGCACCAGCGCGCAUGGCAAACGCCGCGCCAAAGGCGACAUCGUGGCCACUCGCAGGCGCCGGACCAUUGCAGGCAGCACCGUGACGCCUGGCGACGCCGAUGUCGGUGCGCUGGACCCGGCGUCUACCAACAUUGACGCGUUGAAUCUCGAGACUUCUCCUAGCAAACGCAGCACGCCGCGCGCGCAACGCCUGGCGCGACCAUCGCCACGCUCGCUGCGAUCAGUGGCGCGUCUCGCCGGUCCAAAUGGCGCCGCGAGUGCCGGUGCGACGCCGGUAUCGUCCAUUACCGCCAAGCUCUCUGCUGCCAAGCGCGGGCGCAAUAACAAGGUUGUUGGUAAGCCGGUCAAACUGUCCCGCGAGCUGCGGCGCUUGCAGGACACAAAGGAGUUCAACCACAUUGACGAAAAUCCCGUCAUUCACAGCGUCUGGUCCAAUGGCAAAUAUGUCGACCCUAGCCAGGCCGUAGAGCGCCAGCGUGCGCGCAAGAGGGCAAAGGUCGAAGUGGCGGCCGAGAUCAAGGUCAAGGAGGAGUCGGAGGAGCCCGUCGCCCAGUUCAAGAAGCGGAGGGUCAAAAAGUACCUCUCCAAGGGUCUCUAUUCAGGACAAGAAGUGACACAGGACAUUACUCGGGGCCUGACAGCAAACGAGAAGAAGCAGCUGGCGCAACUGCCCGAACUCAUGCCCCGCAAGGAAAACAAGGUCAUGCCCGCGCCCAUCUUUACGGGCUUUCGAAUCUUGUUGACUGGUCGCGAUUUCAAGCUGCCGUUCCAUGUCUGCAACCCCCUACCGCCCGGACAGCCCAAGCCAGAUGAGUGGAAGAAGAUGACCAAGAACCGAUUCAUUGGCGAAUCCAAAGAAGUCUGGAAAAAGAUGCCACACAUUCUCGAUUAUCAGUCCAAGUGUGUGUGCAAGCCAGAGGAUGGCUGUGCCGAGACGUGUCAGAACCGAAUCAUGCUCUACGAAUGCGACGACACAAACUGCAACAUUGGCAAGGCCAAAUGCACGAACCGUGCCUUUGCCGACUUGACGGCCCGGCGAGCCAAGGGCGGAAAAUAUCGCGUCGGCGUCGAGGUUAUCAAGACGUCGGACCGCGGCUAUGGCGUCCGCAGCAAUCGCUGCUUCGAGCCUCACCAAAUCAUCAUGGAAUACGCAGGCGAGAUCAUCACCGAAGAGGAAUGCGAACGACGAAUGAAUGAAAUCUAUAAGAAUAACGAGUGCUACUACUUAAUGAGCUUUGAUCAAAACAUGAUUAUUGAUGCCACCACGGGCAGUAUUGCUCGAUUUGUAAACCAUAGCUGCAACCCCAACUGCCGAAUGAUCAAAUGGAUCGUCUCAGGGCAGCCCAGAAUGGCUCUCUUUGCUGGUGACAGGCCAAUUAUGACGGGUGAGGAGCUCACGUAUGACUACAACUUUGACCCCUUUUCGGCCAAAAAUGUCCAAAAGUGUCUCUGUGGGCAGCCCAACUGCCGAGGCGUGCUGGGGCCCAAGCCCAAGGGAAUCAAGCCCAUCAAGGAGAAUAUCAAGGUUGCCACCAAGGGCAGGGGCAAGGGCAAGGGCAAGGGAGGAAAGAGAAAGCUCAACGAGCUGACUGGGAACGAGGAGAAUGUGGAGCCGGGCUCCAAGAAGCGCAAGAUGCAGCAGCCCAAGCCCAAGCCCAUCCGAACUCUCAAGGCCGUCAAGGCAUUGCACCCUAUCAAGGCGCUCAAGCCCGCCAAAACCUUGAAGCCUGUCAAGGGGUUGAAGCCUCUCAAAACUCUCAAACCCAUCAAAGUGGUGAAAACCAAGCCUGCCAAGGUCAGCAUGAAGAUCAAGAGCCCGGUAAAAGCCAAGCGUCAACAGAAGAAGCAGGAAAUCAGCGCAUCGAUCACCGUCAGCGCAGCCGCCGAAAUUACCGCUGUUGUCUGA